Molecule: messenger RNA, 44650 nt
Organism: Pelobates cultripes (western spadefoot toad)
Lineage: Eukaryota; Metazoa; Chordata; Amphibia; Anura; Pelobatidae
Source: the annotation of a GenBank genome assembly
GUUUCACUGUUGCUUUCACUUUCAACACUAUCCUAAUCUAUUUGCCCUCCGUAACCAACAUUUGCUUUCAGUUCUUUACGCAGGGCAAGUAGGUUUCCUUAUUCAAAGAGUAAUUGUGCCUUUUUAUUUAGGAUUCUUUAUUGCGGGGACUUUUAAGAUCAUUUCAAUGGGAACAGACAGACAGUUGGAUAGUCUGGAAGUGUUUGUUGAUAUUUCGCAAUGGUUUCGUUAGUGUUCAAAUAGAUCAUAGAUCAAGAUUCGUUUCUCACUGCUUGCUUGCAAGGUUUUGGAAAAGAAAACACCAACAUUUCCUGUGAACAUGUCAGCUCACGGUAAACGUAGACAUCCAAUAUCUGGGAAACACGUAAGUUAUUAUUGAAUGUUUACAUUAUUUUAUGAUUGGCUCCUUUUCAGGCAUUUAACCUUGUAAAAGGGCUUAUUUACUAAACUGUGAAUAACAGGGCAUUAACAGGGUAACUGCAAAUUUUAGGAGAAAACAGCUGAAUUGCAGACAAAAAUGGGGACAUAAAAAAAUCUUAGUUCCCUUGUUUCUACGCAUUUCCCAGUUUAGCGAAUAAAUCCCUGCAGCAUUCUAUAUGGCAUUACAUUUCUGAAGGUAAAAUCAGGAAGUAAUUCUGAUAUGCAGAGCAAAAUAUCCAGAUUUUCCCUAAAUUGGGAAUUUCCCAAAUACUUGAAAAUUUUAGGCUAAACUAGACAACUUGGGAAAACAAACUCAAAAUCAUUAAUGUUUCAGCUAGUUUGGUCUUGAUCAUGUUUAUUACUAGGAAAUAUAUUCUAUAUUAUGGUACCGUGGAACAUAUUGAUUAAUUGUACUGGAAAAUGAAUAGAUGACAGUGGGUGUAUUUUCGUAUGAGAAAGUUUGAUUAAACCUUGAUCUCUGGUGGUGGUCUUUUGAAACAAUUCCAUUUAACAUACCAUGUGGCUGGCAAGGUUAGAUUUAGGGAAGCGUAGUAGUGACUGAAGAACAUACACAGAGAAGUGAGACUAACUUCAUCCAAUGUGGUAUAUAGGCAGCAAGUGAUUAAAAUAAAAAAAAUCACCCUCCCCCACACAUGACAGAAAAUAACACAUGAUAGAUUUUAAUCAAUACAGAAGUGUUAAAUAGUAUGCAAUAAUGGACUUUCAAGGUUGUUUAUGGUUAUUUGUAUUUUCAGAUGAAUCAAUUUGAGAAUAAAUUCUAAAUUUAUCCUGAAAUUCUAAUUCAGAUUCUGGCUAGAGAAAAUUCAGAGACACAUACUAAAUUUAGUACAAAAAAAAGAGAAGUUCUGGGGUUUUAGCUUUCUUGCUUUUCUGCUGUAAAUUGAAAUUUAAAAAAAUUAUCAUUUUGCAGAUAUCAGAAAAAAGCAUUAAGUUAAAAAAAAAAAAAUCCCAAUACAUUGGGUCUUGAGAGCCAUCUAAUAAUUACCAAGACCAUUAGAUACUCCGGAAUUACUUCAUGCUACAUUUGAGAGAGAGAAUAAAAAAUGUGUCGGUCUACACAAAGUCACAACAGCAGGGAUACAGUGAACUUCAUUGAGUUGGAUGUGGAGUGCUUAAAGGAAUUAUCAAAUAGGGGUUCUCCCUCUAGUGCAAGGGUCCUCAUCUGUUUUCCAACUCCCACAAUGAUAUGCGAGCUGGGGAUCUUACCAUCCUGGCAGGGUUGUAUUAGUGAGCAGUGUGCGUGCAUUUGAAUGUAAGCAUGUUUAUGUACAGAGCAUGUGUGUGCAUGUAGAGCUGUAUUUGUAUGUACUGUUGUCAUUGGAAUGCAGUGAUGUACUUAUGUGUGGUGUUUGCAUUUGAAUGCUGGGGUGUAUUUGUAUGUAGAGUUGGCUUUUAAAUCCAGGUGUGCUUUUGUGUAUAGUGCUGGUGUUUGAAUGAAGAGGUGUGGUUGCAUAUAAUUAUGGUGUUUGAAUGCAGGGGUGUGUUUUUAUGCAGGGCCCGUGCAAGACAAUUUUUCGCCAUAGGCAACGCCAAAUAUUUGCACUCCCCUCCUUCAAAAAAUGAAAUUUGCCAACUUUGUGUGUCUCUUUCUUCUCCCAGCACUUUUGUGUGUCUCUUUCUACCCUAACUCGUUUGUGUGUCUCUUUUUUCCCUUCCUCAACACUUCUGUGUCUCUUCCCCAGCUCUCUUUGUCUUUCUCUUCCCAACUCCUCUGUGGGUCUAUUUGUCAUUCCCCAGCCCCUCUGUGUGUGUUUCUUUGUCCCCCCAAGUGACUCUGUGUGUGUCUCUUUGUUCUCCUAGUCCAUCUGUGUCUCUUUGUCCUCCUUAGCCCCUCUCUGUCUCUUUGUCCUCCCAGAGCCCCUUCAUGUGUCUCUUUGUCCCCCAACCACUUUGUUUUUAUUUUUUUCCCCUUUCCCAGCCACUCUGGGUGUCUCUUCCCCCAGCACCUGUGUGUCUCUUUCUCUCUCUAGCCCUAUGUGUGUCCUUUUGCCCCCCAACCCUUUGUGCACCUCUUCCCCUUCUCAGCUCCUUGUGUGCCUCUCCUCCCAUUAGCCCUCUGUGUGCAUCCCCCUAGCCCUUUGGUUUACUAGCCCUUUGUGUGCCUCUCUCCCUCCAGCACCCUGUGUGCCUCUCUCCCCUAGAUGUCUGUGUGGCUCUCCUUGUGUCUAAUUAACCUCCCAGCCCCUCCACGUGUCUCAUUAAUCCCACCAGCCCCUCCAUGUGUUUCCUUAAUCCGCUGGCCUCUCCAUGUGUCUCUUUAAGUCCAUCACCCCUCCAUGUGAUUCCUUUACCCUCAGCCCCAUCCAUGUUUCUCCCUAACACCCCACCUCCUCCAUGUGUCUCAUUGACCCCCCAGACCUUUCAUGUGUCUCUUUAAGCCCCCAGGCCCAUCCAUGCAUCUGCUUAAGCCCCCCCCCCACCCCUCCACAUGUCUCCUUGACCUCCCUAGACCCUCUAUGGGGCUCCUUGACCCCCCCAGUCCCACUCAUGUGUCUCCUUAGCGCCCAGCCCCAUCCAUGUAUCUUCUUAAUCCCCCAACUCCAUCCAUGAGACUACUUAACCACUGCCCCUCUUUCCUCUGUGCCAGCUCACAUCCAUGUUGUAGCUUGGCUGAGCGGGGACUGCGGUAGAGGAGCUUGUUUCCCUAUACUGGGACUGACAAGAAGCAGAAUUUGGCGCUCUCUGCACUUCCUUUGUGUCAGACAGGCCUGGUAGAGGUAAACAAGCUCCUUUAUCCCGGUUCCCGCUUGGCCACACUACAUACACACAUAUAAAUACACCGACACAUAAACACACACAGAUACACACUGACAUGCACACACUAACUCAUUCACACACCCUGACACACAGAUAUACACACUGACACAUGUAUACACACAUAAAUGUCUUAAUUUUUAUAUUUUUAGCUAAAAUGGCUUGUCUUUGGUCCUGCUGCUGGCUGAUGGGAGUGUGCAGCUGGAGCAGACUCUCUUUCUCUCUCCAUGUUCUCCCCCGCCCUGCUGUCUGUGCCUCCUCUCAGCCUCCCACGUGGGUUCCUCCUGUAGCUGGGAGGAAGUAAAAAGCUCUCCCUUUCUCCCAGCAUUGACGAUAUUACAGGUGCUCUGUUGCCCUUUUAAAGGGCCGUGACGUCCGACCAGGCCCGUAUUCAGCAAUACACAUGAUUUGGGAUCUCUCAGUGUCCUCUUAUUUGUUUUUCAUUACAUCCCUUCAUUGAAAUUGUAAAGCACUGCUGAAUAUGACCAAACGAGUUAUCUAUAAAAAUUCCGAUAAUUUUUAAUGGCAACUACUGCAGAUAAAUCAUUUGUAAAGUUUAAGAGUAUUAAACUAUUUGGAGGCCUAUGUUGGAGCUAUAUAAAUGUAAGCUAUAAUAAAAACAACAACAUCAACAAUACUAAUAAUUUCCUCUAACCACAGGCUGAGAUGGUUUAAAGUUCCAAGUGAAAAAGCAUGGAAUUACCCAUCUACUGGUUUACUCUUCCAUUGCUACAUAAUGUUAAAUGAUAUCCACAAACCCCAGAUGAGUGGGAGUAGAGUUUGUACUUGAGUCCCACCUAUUCCCAUAUCUAGUACACAGCUUGGUGUUGGUCAAGCGCUUACUAUCAAAACUUACUUUCCCAGGGGCAGGGCCUGAACAGCAUGGAGGACAGACUUGCCAUAGCAGAGCUCCUCAGCAAAAAGGGAGUCUAAUAGCACAUCCAGUCACACAAAGCCGACAAAUGGAGGACAAAUUUGACUCACCUAACCCACGAUGGGGCUGGGAACCGAUGUGGCGGCCUGUGACCCACUUGAAGCCUGUUAAAAGCACCGAACGCAACAUGGGGCCUGGCGCGCGCCGACAGGGGGAGGCGGCCGAUCUCCCAGUCCGGUGCCACACGGUGACAAUGCCCAACAAGCAGGAGUCUCGUUACUCCCCCCCUUACCCCCUGACCGUCGGGGGUGACUGCGGUCCAAUACAGAGAGGCAAUUCCGGAAAGGGGAGAGCGCAGGGUGCAGCCACCUCAACCUACAGUUUAUCCAACGUGACACCCAUCAUGGCGACUGCCACGUGCCUCCCCAACCCUGCGGACACAGACUAUGAAACCUCACAAAAGCUGGAUGCACUACUCGCCAAUUUCUGGCGUAAGAUAGAGGGCAGAACGCAGCCACUUACCUCCCACCAGCCAGACAGCUACCUGACAAAGAAGCUGCCUCCACCUUGGAAGAUCGCUCCGAAGGCCUCACCUGCAGGACAGGAAACACCAUGGCAGCGGACCAUGCUGCAUAAGAGGCAGAAACACUGCAUGAGACACCACCGGGGACACACUGCACAGAAGAGAAGCAGGACCCCACGUGCACACUCGCCCCACCUGGCGACACCCGAGACCAGAAGCAAACAACAUCCUGCUCCGUUCCAGAUCCCACUCAUGGACGGUCGGAGGGACGACAACAUAGUGGCAAUGGCAGCCUCCUGUACCAAGCCUCCAGAGUUGGAGUGGGAUGACCAAGACGGACUGCCAUAAGGAUUACUCAUGCUCCGCAAUGCACAGAAGCAGGUUCAGUCCAAAAAGCCCACAGAUAAUCCCCAAUGAGCUACUUAAAGCUAGCCGCCUUUAUUUGAACCCCAGUAUCUUUUAGAUGUUAAUCCACAGCCUGCGCUCACAAACCUCACUGGGCCUUUAAACCCUGUCUCACUCCCAUAAUAGCUCAUUAAGUCUAUACACAAGUAUCUAUAUAACUAAAGCCUAAGAAACCUAAUACAUGGGAGCUUUCCCUCACCUAACAGCUAUCUUGUAAUCACUCUAGAAUAUAACUAGGAUAUUGAAGCCUGUUUGUUUAAACAUAUCCUAAGUGAAUGUUCCUCAUGUGUCAUUUAUUGCUUUAAACAUGUCUCGUGAUCCUUGCUCAUGCUGAGGUGACCUAUAGUUAGCCUAUCUGUAUAUUUUUCCUUUAUUGCUAAUCUUUGUUUAAAAUUCCAGCUCAUUAAAUUAAAAAUGUGCCUGACUAAGGAAUGCCACAAAUUGUAAUGCAAAUGUCUGCCAAUUCACUCUGAUGUCGCUGUUGUGGCGCACCAAGGUUGCUUGUUAAUCUUGCACAAUAAAAAUAAAGAAUAAAAAAAAAAAUUACUUUCCCUUACCAAGUCCAUACUUUUUAACCAUCACACCAAUGCCCACCGCCAUGCUGAGUACUUUCACACGGGUUUUAUAGAUUUAUUUUUACUUGCCUUUUUUAUAGUUAUACAAUUUAGGUUUUGUUUAUCAGUUAGCAUAUCUGUGUAUACCUUUAAAUCUUUCAGGGCCUCUAUAGGUAAUGUGAAGCUGACAGUGAUUUAUACUUUUGAAGUAGUACAUUCCCCCUUGUUACACAUUGUUUUUCAUCACUUCAAUGAUCAUUAUGUUGAGAGGAGUGUAGUUGCAAGAAGAUCCUAAACUUUAAAAAAAAAUCAUUAAGACAGUCAUGUUUAUUAUAUAGAAUUGUAUCUCCUUAUGCAAAACUUUUUUGUUGAGUGUAAUUUCCCAUCAAGGAAAUACAAAAAACAUUGUGUCAGUCCUGUGACUCCAACUAUAGUACAAUAAAUCAAUAUGAAAAUCAGCCAUGCUUCUACUUCCCUCUUCUAGUUGACUAAGCAGAGGUUAUUUUAACUAGUUAUGAUCUGUUGGUUUUCUGGUAAUCCAAUGCUGCUAGUGUGUUAGCUUCAGAUUUUGUAAUACACAUGAUGCCUGAACAUAAGAUUGCGUGUCUGGAACAAUAAUGAAACUUGACACAUCCAAACAACAAAGGUUUCUAGAAUUAAUGCUGUAUUAUCUAAAACCACAAAGAGUGUCAAGAAUCUGAAAGAUGUUUGACCUGAUGGGUUACUCUGGUAAGCUAGAGAAGGAUACUUGUCAAGAGUUAGAGCCGUUUUUAGCUAGCAGUACAACCCAACUACAGCAUAGUAGCAUCAAAUAUAAUUUCUUAUGCUAGGUGGUCUAACAGACUACAAACUAAUAUUUUAAUUACACUCCCUCAACCUCGGGCGCUAACAGUGAUUUUAAGAAAUAUGGCUUGUGAUCAGUUAUUCUGUAGCAAGACUAGCCAAUACGGAGCUCUCUAAGCCCCUGUUUCCUAAUCCUGUCCCCAAGGCAUAGCAAUGGUUCUGAUUUGUCAGUAUUCCCUUGGGAACAGAACUGGAGAAUGUCUAAAUUCUGUUCUGUUCUGACUGGGUUGGAAAAAAAGGCUCUAAAUAAACCAUUCCUGAGCUACUACUUGAUCUAAAGCCUCCAAUGUUUCCCAUAUGACUGUUGUGCAACUUUUACCCUACAGUUGUCAUUUAGACAACAAUCAUAAAAUUAAGUCAAUUGAAAACAUGAAUUUGCCAUACAAUUUUUCCAAAAUCAAAUACAGAGUAGAAAUCCAAUGUCAUAUGUAACAGAACUGUGCCUACAGCAAUAGGCAUUGAAAUAAAGCUAUGGGUAACAACAUUGGUUUUAAGAAAUAUGGCUGAGCACUUCUUUUACAUUAAAGAUUUUCCCAACAGCAAGUCGUUCAGCUGAGUUUCUUUGUGGCAACAGGUUCAGUCAUUCCUUCUAAUAUUUAUGACCAAUGCUUUUCGAUAUGUAAAGCCCCCACUGCAACUUGGUUUAUUGUGGUUUUCUUAAUACAGUUUAUUUUUAAGUGAACAGCUAUAGGAAAGUCCCUAGGUUUCAUAUAUAUAUAUAUAUAUAUAUAUAUAUAUAUAUAUAUAUAUAUAUAUAUAUCUCUAUAUCUAUCUAUCUAUCUUAAUUGCAAACAGAGUAAUUUGUGCUAAGUAAGAAAGAAUAAAAAAAAAAAAAUCUUGUUUUAUCUGUUCCUGAAUGCAUAUACUUUAGUGUUCCAGAUAGUUUAGUACAGCCAGCCCUGCACUUAUAGGUAUCUUCACCAGUCUUUUAGAUCCAUGUUUUUGACACGCUAUUAUAACUAAGGACACCCCCUCUCUCUAUGACCUUUCUUUGUCAGUUCCUUCAAAAACCACUGUCACGCAAUGCAUGUAUCAGGUCUUCAGGGUCCAGAGUCAGAAUAAUAACGCUUUUACUAUAAAGUGUCUCUCCAUGCUCCUAUAUGUCCCAAGUUCCCACAAUGUCGUUUGUUUGUUAUCUACCCUUGUUAUAGUCCACAUCCAUCUAUAUUCCCCCAGUCUUCCUAUAUCCAUACAACCCCCUCAAAGUCAUAUUUACCUCCUAAACAACAUUGUCCCCACCAUAGGCGUGCGCAGCCUAUUGCAUUAGGGUGUGCACCCUAAAGCACAAACACACACGCCAUAUAUAUAUACACACACACACACACACACAUACACUUUUGUGUGUGGGUGCUGUAUGUGUGUGAGGGUGCUGUGUGUGCUGUAUGUGUGAAGGUGCUGUAUGUAUGUGUGAGGGUGCUGUGUGUGUGUGCUGUAUGUGUGCAGGUGCUGUAUGUGUGUGUGGGUGCUGUAUGUGCUGUAUGUGUGUGAGGGUGCUGCAUGUGUGUGCUGUGUGUGUGUGGGUGCUGUAUGUGUGAAGGUGCUGUAUGUAUGUGUGUGUGUGUGCUGUGUGUGUGUGCUGUAUGUAUGUGUGGGUGCUGUGUGUGUGGGUGCUGUGUGUGUGUGCUGUAUGUGUGUGCUGUAUGUGUGCUGUGUGUGUGUGUGUGUGCUGUAUGUGUAUGGGGUGCUGUGUGUGUGUGUGUGUGCUGUAUGUGUAUGGGGUGCUGUGUGUGUGUGUGUGAGGGUGCUGUGUGUGUGUGAGGGUGCUGUGUGUGUGUGUGGAUGCUGUAUGUGUGAAGGUGCUGUAUGUGUGUGCUGUGUGUGUACGUGUGCUGUAUGUGUGUGUGUGUGUGUGAGGGUGCUGUAUGUGUGUGUGUGCUGUGUUGCUGUAUGUGUGUGCUGUGUGUGUGUGUUGGUGCUGUAUGUGUGAAGGAACUGUAUGUGUGUGCUAUAUGUGUGUGCUGUAUGUGUGUGGUGUGUGUGUGUGUGUGUGUGCUGUGUGUGUGGGUGCUGUAUGUGUGAAGGUGCUGUACGCAUAGGCGUUCGCACGGGGUGUGCCGGAUGUGCCUGGGCACACCCUAAUCCCCGCGGCACGCCUAUGGAUUGAGUCCUGCAGGAACAGCGUUCCUGCACUUUUUUUUUUUUUUUAGUAGGAACGCUGUUCCUGCAGGCACUCAGCGCCCCCAAAAGCCCUCCUUCCUCCCCCCGUGUUGCCCCUGUCAUGAGGGGGGCAAGAGGUGAUGCAUCCCCCUUCCUCUCUCCAUCUCAGCCGCGGCGAGGGAGCUGUGUGCUCGCUGUGUGUGUGUGCUGCAUGAGGGUGGUUUGAGGGUGAUGUGUGUGUGUGUGAGGGUGCUGUUUGUGUGCUGUGUGUGUGUGUGAGGGUGUUUGUGUGUGUGUUUGUUAUGGUCCUGUUAGUGUGCUGUGUGAGGGUGCUGUUUCUGUGCUGUGUUUGAGAGGGUGCUGUAUGUGUGAGGGUGCUGUAUGUGUGAGGGUGCUGUAUGUGUGAGGGUGCUGUAUGUGUGAGGGUGCUGUAUGUGUGAGGGUGCUGUGUGUGUGUGUGUGGGUGCUGCGUGUGUGGGUGCUGUAUGUGUGAAGGUGCUGUAUGUGUGCUGUAUGUGUGCUGUGUGUGUGUGUGAGGUGUUUGUGUGUGUGUUUGUUAUGGUCCUGUUAGUGUGCUGUGUGUGUGUGUUUGUGGGGUGCUUUGUUUCUGUGCUGUGUUUGAGGUGCUGUAUGUGAGGGUGCUGUAUGUGGGGUGCUGUAUGUGUGUGGGGUGCUGUAUGUGUGGGGUGCUGUAUGUGUGGGGUGCUGUGUGUGUGUGUGUGUGGGUGCUGCGUGUGUGGGUGCUGUAUGUGUGAAGGUGCUGUAUGUGUGCUGUGUGUGUGUGUGUGAGGGGUGUUUGUGUGUGUGUUUGUUAUGGUCCUGUUAGUGUGCUGUGUGUGUGUUUGUGUGGGUGCUGUGUGUGCUGUGUGUGUGGGUGCUGUAUGUGUGUACUUGCUGUGUGUGUGUGUGUGUGUGUGUGCUGUAUGUGUGUGGUGUGUGUGGGUGCUGUAUGUGUGUGCUGUAUGUGUGUGAAGGUACUGUAUGUGUGUGUGUGUGCUGUAUGAGUGUGCUGUGUGUGUGGGUGCUGUAUGUGUGUAGGUGCUGCAUGUGUGUGCUGUGUGUGUGUGUGGGUGCUGUAUGUGUGUAGGUGCUGCAUGUGUGUGCUGUGUGUGUGUGGGUGCUGUAUGUGUGAAGGUGCUGUAUGUAUGUAUGUGUGGGUGUGGGUGCUGUGUGUGUGCUGUGUGUGUGGGUGCUGUAUGUGUGUACUUGCGGUGUGUGCUGUAUGUGUGUGCUGUAUGUGUGUGGUGUGUGUGUGCUGUAUGUGUGUGCUGUGUGUGUGCUGUGUGUGUGCUGUGUGGGUGCUGUAUGUGGGUGCUGUAUGUGUGUGCUGUAUGUGUGUGCUGUAUGUGUGUGCUGUAUGUGUGUGUGUGUGAGCGUGCUGUAUGUGUGUGAGGGUGUUGUAUGUGUGUGUGCUGUGUGUGUGUGGGUUCUGUAUGUGUGUGCUGUGUGUGUGGGUGCUGUAUGUGUGAAGGUGCUGUACGCAUGGGCACACCCUAAUCCCCGCGGCACGCCUCUGGAUUGAGUCCUGCAGGAACAGCGUUCCUGCAUUUUUUUUGAGCAGGAAGGCUGUUCCUGCAGGCACUCAGCGCCCCCAAAAGCCUCCCCCCGUGUUGCCCCUGUCACGGGGGGCGGCAAUAGGUGAUGGAUCCCCCCUCCUCUCUCCAUCUCAGCCGCAGCGAGGGAGCUGUGUGCUCUCUGCUUCCUCUUGCCGCAGGCCGUUUGCUGAUGCCGGGAGCCGGAAUAUGAUGUCAUAUUCCGGCUCCCAGGUACUGUAGACAGCCCGCGCGGCGAGAGGAAGCAGAGAGCACUCAGCUCCCUCGCCGCGGAUGAGAUGGAGACAGGAGACAGGCGCCCGCCCCACUGGACCCCAGGGACAAGUCCACGCCAGCACUCCAGGUAGGGAGGCUGGGUGGACAUUUUUUUUAUUAAAACAUAAUAAUUUUUAUGCGUGUGUCUGUAUCUGUGUGUGUGUGUGUGUGUGUCUGUAUGUGUCGGUGAAUGUGUGUGUGUGUCAGUGAAUGUGUGUGUCAGUGAAUGUGUGUGUGUGUAUGUGUGUCUGUGAAUGUAUGAGUGUGUCUGUGUCUGAAUGUGUCUGUGAGUGUGUGUGUGUACGCAUAUAUAUAUAUAUACACACACACACACACACACACACACACACACACACACACACACACGUGUAUAUUAUUUUUUUUGGGGGGGGUGGGAAUCUUGGGAGAGUUCCAACACAUUAUUCCACAGGGAUCUGAGAGCUGAGUGCCGGCUCUGCUCUAUGCCUCCAUGGGCCGGCGGGGAGACCAAAGAUCUACCUCACCGGCCUACAGCAGCAUGGAGGGAGGCAGGAGAGGACCCAGGGAGCUCUAGCCAGCAGCUCCGCCAGGUUCCUCUCGCGAUAUCUGAGCGUUGCCACGGCAACGCUAAGAUCUCGUGAGAGUUAACUCUAGCCCCACAGGCUAGAGUUCACUCUCCACUGGACCACCAGGGAUGGCACAUGGCAGCAAGGAUCCCCCUCCCUACAAAAGGUCAGAUGGCAGGGGGGAUAUUUACUAAUCUGCCCCCACCUCCACAGUCCCUCCAAACAUACAGCACACACACAUACAGCACCUACACACAUACAGCUUACACACAGCAUGCUCACACACACAGUACACUAACUGCACCCUCACAAACACACACAGCACCUUUAAAAGCACCUUUAAAAAAAAAAAAAAACACUCUCACACACAGCACACUAACAGCACCCUCACAAACACACACACACAAACAGCACCCACACAAAUACACGACACUCACACAAACAGCACCCUCACACACACAGCACCCUCACAGGACAAACACACACACACAAACACCCUCACACACAAACAGCACUGUCACAAACACACACACACAAACACCCUCACAUCACACUAACAGCACCCUCACACACAUCACACAAACAGCACACACAGCACCCUCACACAGCACACUAACAGCACACACAGCUGUGUGUGUGUGUGUGUGUGUAUGUGUAUAUAUAUAUAUAUAUAUAUAUAUAUACACACACACACAUAUAUACAUGCGGUGUGUGUUUGUGUUUUAGGGUGCACACCCUAAUGCAAUAGGCUGCGCACGCCUAUGGCUGUAUGUGUGUGUGCUGUGUGUGCUGUAUGUGUGAAGGUGCUGCAUGAGCCGACAGGGGAGAUCCUGAGCCCAGGCACACCCGGCACACCCCGUGCGCACGCCUAUGGUCCCCACAAGCAUCAUCCAUAUACCUUCCCAAAAUUUCCAUAGGGCUUGCAUUUUUUAGUUAUAUUAUUUUUAGUUAUAUUAUCUCUCUUUUUACAUAAAACUCAUCUAAAUCACUUUUCCACCACAGAAUCAAAUAGAAAAAUAGUGUUUAGAGUAAAAUAGGUCAGAUUUAAUUCAACUGCAAAUUAACUUUUGUAUGCUUUAUAAAGUGAAGCAAAAACAGAAAGUAAGAGAAGAAAAAGGUGCUCUGUGCAAUUAGGCGCUUAACAAUAAUAUAUAAAUAGAACAGCAGCUCAAACACGCAUGCAGGUAUCCCAAUCCUACACAAACACAAUGUGAAAGAAAAAAGUGAACUUAGUGGAUCGUACUACCACCAAAAGAUCACUCAGUGGAGCGCUAAAUAUCAAAUUCUUACCCCUAUUGGAAUAACGUAUAUAUCACUUUAAGGGGCAGACAGCAUAAUAAAAUCUACAACAAGAAAAUACACAUCAUAGUGCAGUAUGCUUGUAAGGUGUGAAUGGAGUGGAAGAAGAUGUAUGUCCAACUCACAUGGUAAAGAGCCUGGAGAUUGGCUCAAAUCACAACAGCUGAGGUAUGUUUGGUAAUACCAGACCUUCUCCAGAUAUACAGCUCACAACAUAUGUGGAUAAAAAAGGACAAAAAUCCUAGUGCAAGUAUGUUUAAAAUAAACAAGUGGUCACAUAUAACAGUGCAUGAAUGUGCUCACCUGGAAUAGAGCCAAUUGUACUAGGCUCUAUGUAUAAGCGUGUGGUGCCUUUAAGGGAGGCACUACCCUUCUUUAGAAAAUGCAGGAAGCAGUUGAAGAUCCACUACCAGAUGUAUAAGGUAAAAGUAACAAUUUAUUAAAAAAAAAAAACAAUUAAGCAAAGUAAAACUGUAUAUACAGAUACCAAAAAGUAAAAGUCUCUGGGGUGGUCUUCCUUGGAGUUCCGAGACGCGUUUUCGCCGUGGGGCUUUCUCAAUCGGAUGAAUCUGCUUCCUGAAUGGGCGAUGUUUAAAUGUUGGCGCCGUCCGUCUGAUUGGACGUGCUGAUUGCCGGGUAGCCAAUCGUAAUGCAUGGAAUGUGGAGGUGUGUCUCACAGCUGACGGUCGUGAGUCCGGGAGCUCAAAACCCGGAAGUACCAUGAAGUGUAGCCAAUCUCACGUGGUUAACUGACGUUGUCAUUUGGAGCAUGUUCAGUGGUUACUAAGCUGUCCGAGGAGCCAUCUUGGUUAUGGGCAAUAGCUCCAUAGUUAGAUCCGUUUUUUAAAAGUCCAAUAUUGCAUAAAGAGUCCCAUAUUAAUAGUAAUAUAUAAAAUAAAAAGCAAAAAGAACAUGGUUAUACAUAGCAGAAUAAUAAUAUUAAGCAUAUAUACAUAAAGGGACUAUUGACUCUCAUUAUAUGCUUGCAAUCAAAAGGGAAAUGUGCUAAAAACAGAAAAAAAAAAAAGGCAAUCAGAUGAUUGAAAAAAAGGUGGCACAACACAUGUCAGUGAAUGAAGUGGAUAAGCAGUGCCAACUGAUCUAAAAACAUACAUAAAAGAUCCAAUUAAAAUUUAAGUCUUAUCUUAAAAAGUGGCAAAGCUCAAAAUCAUUAUUUAAACCAUAUGGUUGUAAACUGUUUAAAUUAAAGAUCCACUUCAUUUCCAUUUGUCCCAUCUUUUUAAUGGUAUCAUCACCUCUCCAAUUAAGGUGAACUCUCUGGAUUCCCAAAAAAGUCAUCUGAUUUGGAUCACUAUUGUGUUUGAUUUUAAAAUGUAGUGAUAGACUAUGUUUGGUAUAUCCAUUUCUGACAUUGCGUACAUGUUCUUGUAUCCUGACUUGCAAGGGGCGAGUAGUGCGUCCUAUAUAGACAAGAUUGCAGGUGCAUUUAAUCAUAUAAAUUACAUGUUUGGUGUGACAUGUAAUGAUUUCUUUAAUUAUAAACUUUUGAUCUUUAUCAUGAGGGUGUUGGAAAUUUUUUAUAUGGCGUUUAGAACUUUUUGUGUUUUUACAAGCACCACAAAUUCCACAUCCAUAAAAACCACUACUUUCAUUGAAUGGAUUUCCUUUAAUGUUUUUCUUCAAUGAAGAAUGGUUUUGAGUCAAAUUACAUUUUAAAUUGGGGACACCCCUAUAGACGAGUUUUGGUCUGUCUGGAAGAAUUUGUUUUAGAACCUCAUCACUUUUUAAAAUGGACCAAUGUUUAUUUAAAAUUUUCUUGAGUUGAUUACUUUGACAAUUAAAAUCACUUAUAAAUGGCACAUUAUCCCAAUUCAUAUUUGAUGGUUUAUUUUUGUACUGGAUCAAUGAUUCUCUAUCCUGCAGAUUGACUUCAUGGAGGGCCUUUUUAAGAAGUGAAUUGUCAUAGCCCUUAUCGCUAAAGUCACCAAUAAUUCUUUGUGCUUGUUCGCAGAACUUUUCAUUAUCUGUACAGUUUGUGGGGAUAUUUAUGGGAUAAUAAUAGUAACAGUGAGAAUUGCCCACUAAUUCAAUUCUCAGAUCCCAAAGAACGUUUAUCGUGUUAAGUGGAAAGUAUUUCAUAUAAAUAAUCACAAUGUAUAAAAAUAGAUUUUAUUUAUGAUAACCAAUAAUUAACAAAUAAUAUUAUGUAACAUGCAUGACAAUAAUCAAUGAAUAUUCAGUAUAAAAUUAUAUGCAAUACAAAGAAAUGGGUAUUACGUUACAAUGGCUAAAUAGCAUUUCCUGUCAAGAAUUAUUUAUGACUAUCUUUAACACAGGCUGAAAGUGAAACUUUUCACAGAAGAACAGAAUUCCUCAGAGUGCAGCGUAAGGUCGUAAAGUUUAGCAGACAGUUAGAAUAACCCUUUCAAUGCUGGCUAGAUCUCCUAGGUAGUUAAGAUCUAUUCUUAUGUAAUUUUAAAUAAAAUAAAAUUUAACCCAGUUCAUUAGUCAUUUUCUUAAAAUCAUCCAAUAAGAGAAUUUACCACAUUAUAUAAGCAGAUUUUUAAUUUGUCUAAAAGAUAUCUAUCUUAAUUUAGAGCAAAUCAAUACACCUGGAUAAAAACAGCGGUAUGCUAACACGUGAUAAUAUCACAUCAAUAUAUAAUUAUUCUUAAUUCCACCUGCAGAAUGGAAUGUUUAUAACUAUAUAUUCUUAGUUAACUAAGAUUUCUUAAUAUGGAAAUCUGACCGUGCUUUAUCCAGUCAUAUAUAAUGCUAUUAAUAUAAUUUAAUUAAUUUAAUUAAUUAAAUGAAACCAGUAUAAUUACCAGUUGAGUAGAUAUUUCAUCCGAUUGGUAGUCUCUCUGCAUGGAGGUGUUGGUUAGAAAGUCAGUAAAUUCUAAGUGUUAGAGUUUUAGGAGUAGAGUGUUAGUCUCAGAUGUUGUCCGAGUUGGAAUCCCCAAACUUCCAAUUCCUCUCUCCUCUCCUUUGCAUAUCUUGCAUCUGCCUCCUCUCGUCUCGUCUAUGCUAUCUUCCCUUUGUCUUAACUUUUAAAGGGCCAGACUCUCUGUACGUCAUCGGUUGAUAACCCAAUAGAAGCACUAGAGGUGUGGUUAUCUUCCAGAUCGCAAAUUAGGUAUUUGGUCUGUAGAGGGCAGUCUUGUCCCACUAAACAUACCUAUCCAGGAAAGAGUUAACUUUUCCUGGUGGCUAUUUUGACGUCAUUUUGGCCUAUCUAGAUAGUGGCUAUAACUUACGUAUCCUUCAAAGAUCAAAGGGGUUCUUAAAUUUUGUCCAGACUAUGUGUCUGCAAAUCUGAGUUUUUUUCUGAUAUGGCAGAUCAUGAACUAAGUUUACCCUUUUCCAUACAAUGGUGCCUUAUAUAUAUAUAUAUAUAUAUAUAUAUAUAUAGACAGUUAAAUUUUAUUAUUUAAUCUUCUCUGUCACAAUUGUCUGGGUUUAGAUUUGAUUAUAUUCCAUUAGCAUUAGACAGUCUGUCCAACCCCCUUCCUUAUCACUUGGCUUGUAUAUACUAUGCAUUCCUCAGCUCUGGGAAAGUGGUUAGCUUACAGAUAGAAAUACUGUGUCUCUUUGUUAACUUGAAAUAACAAAAUGGAGUCUGGUCUGUUCAGAGUGACUCAGAAUAUACACUUUUAGUUUCUAUCAUAGCACAAAAUGUCUGCCGAUAUAAAUACCCUGACAAGUUCCUCUUAAUCCUCAUGAGUUGAGAUUUUGGGGCAUUUAGAAGCCAUGGAGAAUAAUGACAGCUAUUUCCUUGGAUAUAGCUAUUUACAUCAAUUUUCUUAAAAAAUGUGCUCGUUUUAAUUACAUUAUUUUCUAUAUAUAUAUUGAGGUCUAAAAAGCUAACGUUUUCUUUAAAACGUUAGCUUUUUAGACCUCAAUAUAUAUAUAGAAAAUAAUGUAAUUAAAACGAGCACAUUUUUUAAGAAAAUUGAUGUAAAUAGCUGUCAUUAUUCUCCAUGGUUUCUAAAUGCCCCAAAAUCUCAACUCAUGAGGAUUAAGAGGAACUGUACAGAUAAUGAAAAGUUCUGCGAACAAGCACAAAGAAUUAUUGGUGACUUUAGCGAUAAGGGCUAUGACAAUUCACUUCUUAAAAAGGCCCUCCAUGAAGUCAAUCUGCAGGAUAGAGAAUCAUUGAUCCAGUACAAAAAUAAACCAUCAAAUAUGAAUUGGGAUAAUGUGCCAUUUAUAAGUGAUUUUAAUUGUCAAAGUAAUCAACUCAAGAAAAUUUUAAAUAAACAUUGGUCCAUUUUAAAAAGCGAUGAGGUUCUAAAACAAAUUCUUCCAGACAGACCAAAACUCGUCUAUAGGGGUGUCCCCAAUUUAAAAUGUAAUUUGACUCAAAACCAUUCUUCAUUGAAGAAAAACAUUAAAGGAAAUCCAUUCAAUGAAAGUAGUGGUUUUUAUGGAUGUGGAAUUUGUGGUGCUUGUAAAAACACAAAAAGUUCUAAACGCCAUAUAAAAAAUUUCCAACACCCUCAUGAUAAAGAUCAAAAGUUUAUAAUUAAAGAAAUCAUUACAUGUCACACCAAACAUGUAAUUUAUAUGAUUAAAUGCACCUGCAAUCUUGUCUAUAUAGGACGCACUACUCGCCCCUUGCAAGUCAGGAUACAAGAACAUGUACGCAAUGUCAGAAAUGGAUAUACCAAACAUAGUCUAUCACUACAUUUUAAAAUCAAACACAAUAGUGAUCCAAAUCAGAUGACUUUUUUGGGAAUCCAGAGAGUUCACCUUAAUUGGAGAGGUGAUGAUACCAUUAAAAAGAUGGGACAAAUGGAAAUGAAGUGGAUCUUUAAUUUAAACAGUUUACAACCAUAUGGUUUAAAUAAUGAUUUUGAGCUUUGCCACUUUUUAAGAUAAGACUUAAAUUUUAAUUGGAUCUUUUAUGUAUGUUUUUAGAUCAGUUGGCACUGCUUAUCCACUUCAUUCACUGACAUGUGUUGUGCCACCUUUUUUUCAAUCAUCUGAUUGCCUUUUUUUUUUUUUAGCACAUUUCCCUUUUGAUUGCAAGCAUAUAAUGAGAGUCAAUAGUCCCUUUAUGUAUAUAUGCUUAAUAUUAUUAUUCUGCUAUGUAUAACCAUGUUCUUUUUGCUUUUUAUUUUAUAUAUUACUAUUAAUAUGGGACUCUUUAUGCAAUAUUGGACUUUUAAAAAACGGAUCUAACUAUGGAGCUAUUGCCCAUAACCAAGAUGGCUCCUCGGACAGCUUAGUAACCACUGAACAUGCUCCAAAUGACAACGUCAGUUAACCACGUGAGAUUGGCUACACUUCAUGGUACUUCCGGGUUUUGAGCUCCCGGACUCACGACCGUCAGCUGUGAGAUACACCUCCACAUUCCAUGCAUUACGAUUGGCUACCCGGCAAUCAGCACGUCCAAUCAGACGGACGGCGCCAACAUUUAAACAUCGCCCAUUCAGGAAGCAGAUUCAUCCGAUUGAGAAAGCCCCACGGCGAAAACGCGUCUCGGAACUCCAAGGAAGACCACCCCAGAGACUUUUACUUUUUGGUAUCUGUAUAUACAGUUUUACUUUGCUUAAUUGUUUUUUUUUUUUUUUUAAUAAAUUGUUACUUUUACCUUAUACAUCUGGUAGUGGAUCUUCAACUGCUUCCUGCAUUUUCUAAAGAAGGGUAGUGCCUCCCUUAAAGGCACCACACGCUUAUACAUAGAGCCUAGUACAAUUGGCUCUAUUCCAGGUGAGCACAUUCAUGCACUGUUAUAUGUGACCACUUGUUUAUUUUAACAUACUUGCACUAGGAUUUUUGUCCUUUUUUAUCCACAUAUGUUGUGAGCUGUAUAUCUGGAGAAGGUCUGGUAUUACCAAACAUACCUCAGCUGUUGUGAUUUGAGCCAAUCUCCAGGCUCUUUACCAUGUGAGUUGGACAUACAUCUUCUUCCACUCCAUUCACACCUUACAAGCAUACUGCACUAUGAUGUGUAUUUUCUUGUUGUAGAUUUUAUUAUGCUGUCUGCCCCUUAAAGUGAUAUAUACGUUAUUCCAAUAGGGGUAAGAAUUUGAUAUUUAGCGCUCCACUGAGUGAUAUUUUGGUGGUAGUACGAUCCACUAAGUUCACUUUUUUCUUUCACAGAAAGUAAGAGAACUCUAUGUGCAAAAAAUCAGAAAAUAAAUAACUUCCACUUUCGUUAGUUCCUGCUCAGGGCUUAAAAAAACAUGUUUGCUCACUUGUUCCACUACAGAGAGAUCCUAUACCAUUUGCACAUCAGACUGACCCCACCCAUAAGGGCAUUUCAGAUUCGAAAUGCCAGCAAGUUCCUUCUGCACAAGAGAUGCAGUAACCCUGGAUGAUUGGCCCUGCCUCCUUUAGGCCUCAUCAGUAAGAUGUUUUACAGAUUGGUUUUGUUUUACAUAGUUUUACUUGACUUGCUCUACUACAAAAAACAUAUUUUUUAAGCAGCAAAGUCUCCUGGAAAGUCUUACAAUCCCUAUCUCACUGAGAUUUGUAGAAAACCAUUUGUAAGAUCCAUAACUUGUGACCAGGCCCGGACUGGCUAUUGGCAAACAUGACAAAUGCUUGGUGGGACGCGAUGGUCAUAGAGCAAGGCCAACAGGGGAGUUCACAACAUCUUCCUUGCCAGCCAAUGCAGAGCCAGCACUAUCCAAGUACUGGCAUUGUUGUGAGCCUUUACGGGCUGGUACACACUCUGGAUCCACAACCCACCAGAUCCUGUUUAGACAUACACUGCACAACCUACACUCACUACAUUACAGACACACACACACACACACACACACAAACACUGGAUCCUCUAUGCACACUAGAUCCCAUUUAGACACACACUGCACAAUCUACACACACACUAGAUCUCCUAUACAGACUCUGGAUCAAUUAGACAAGCUAGAUCCCCUUUAGACCUACACUGCACCACCAAAGCACACACUAAAUCACAUAUACACACUCUGGAUUACCCACACACAUCCCCUAUAGACACAGACUGCAACACCUACACACACUACAUUCCUGACAUACACACAUCACCUAUACACACUCUGGAUCCCCUAUGCACACACUAGAUCAACUGUAUUCAAACACACACUACAUUAUCUAAAUACACACUUUCUACAGCCCUUACACACACUGCAUUACCUAUACACACAUACCUAUACACACACACACUUUCUCAAUCUCUACAGCCUCUAGCCACAUAAAUUACACCACAAACACAGCAGAAGAGAAACUGACCAAUUUACACACACCACAGCACAAUCAGCUCACUCUACACACAAUGAAUCGCCCAAGCAGCCUCCAAAUAAAUGCAACAUAUGUUUUCCUGGCCCUUUUGUCCAUUGGUAUCCCACUUAUGGAGACACCAGAGACAAGUCACAAGCAAGCACAGCGCAAGCACGUCAUGAAAGUUACCCAGGUAAAAAAGAUCUAAACACAAGCAAAUAGAAAUAAUUUAAUAAGAUUGAAUUGUAUUAAAUUAUGCAUUUAUUUUGCUUCAAUUUAUAUUGUGUAAAAAAUUUAGACCAUGCUCUAAGUUAAAUACGAUAAUAAAUGUCCCAAUCUUAUAGGAGAUUUUUAAAACAUGCUUACGUGAUAUGAAUAAAAGAUGGAAAGAAUUUAACUAAAUUCUUAAUUAAAUUAUAAGAAAGUCAGGCAAAUCUACCCUUUUUCAAUUAAAAAUGUAAAACUAUAUGCUUCUACAAAUGUCCCUGUUAAUCCACCCUUCUUUCACUCUUCCCUGCCUUGUAUACUUUCACUCCAUCCCUUAUCAUUCAUGCAACGGCAUUUUUCUAUUUAUAUCACAUUUAGCAUUAACGUUUUUAUGAGAAAUGCAUUUUUCCUGUAGUAUUUUUAAAGACAUUCAGCUUUUUUCCUAAUACGACAUAUGAUAUUGGUAUUUACAGGAAAUGCUGGAAACGUGCUCAUCCGUAAAAUCAUUAAAACGUACCCUAGUGCAGAAGCCCUCACUCAUCUGUAUGAGAAGGCACUUCUCCAUUACAGAAGAAGUGAUUUUCAAAGUACCUGGAAGUCUGAGUGAGUAUUAGGGCAUAUAAUCUGAAACUUUGUUAAUUAUAACAGUGUUUUUUUGUUUGUUUGUUUUGUUUUUUUUUGCUUUAUUGUUGUUGUUUUGCUGUGCACAGUUAGGAAACCCGCCUCAAUGUCAAGACUAUUUACAAAAGUGAGAACAGUGAGAAAUAGAAAGUUAAUUUCAAAUGUAAAGCCAGAUUAACUGAACUGUAACAAUUUUCUCUGAACUAUCUUUGAAUUCCUGACAAUUUCUUUGCACAAUUUAGACAUUGUUCAUGCCAUUCAACAAUGUCUGCAUUUUUUGCUACGCAGUUCGCAAAUGAGCCUGAAUUUGGUUUUUCUGAUAUAAGCCAGACCAAACACCAAACAGACUGCUGAAAUCCAGACAUGAAUACUCCAAAUCCCAUGCCGAAUGCUUUAAAUCCAAUGCUGAAUGCUUCAAAUCUGACCCUGGAUUAAAAAAAAAAAAUCAAAACUGCUUGCAUGCUGGUAUUGCUAGCAGUCGGCAGAUGAAUAGUUAAAAACCCUUGCUAGACAGCCGCCACAUUAAAAAAAUCAAAAUAAAUAAUUAAAAGGCCUAGGUCAGGGGUUCUCAAUGUUAGUCCUCAGGACCCCCUACCAGUCCAUGGUUUAGGGAUUACCUGGGUGUGUCUAAGGUGUUUAGAAAAAGGGGGGAAAAAACACCUUAGAGUCUAAGGUGUUUUUUUCCCUUUUUGUAAACACCUGAGACACACCCAGGUAAUCCCCAAAUCCUGGACUGGUAGGGGGUCCUGAGGACUGGGUUGAGAACCCCUGGCCUAGGUGGUUCAACAAGACCCCCAUAUUAGUUUUUUUUAUAAUUCUUUAUUAAUGCUGUGCACAGCGAUAUAACAAGUUAGCUUGCAGUGCCCCAACAGCACACGUUAGUAAACAAGGUAAAACAAAGCAUUACAUUGGUUGGCAUUGCGUAGAUUCUGCACUCUUUAGUUACAUCUUUGUCAGACUAAGCACAUGGUUAGGCAAAAAUAAGCAAGCUAUAUUGUAAAUGAGUGAUAUUGCAUAAGUAAUAUUUAGAUUGAGCAUACUAACAAUCUGCAGCUUAUCUUUUAAAGAAAACAAGCUUGAAUUAAGCAUUUCUAGAUCUAUCGAUUAGUAUUAAAAGGAAGAUAAAAACAAGAGAGGACAAGCUAACAUGUUCAGUCAAAUAACAAGGUGUAGAUGACUACGGGUCAAAGAUCAAAUAACUAGCACAGCACUGUAGGAAGAUAGCCAAGCACAAAUGCAUGUUGUAACAAGGAUGAUAGCUCAUUAUCUAAAUGAAUAAACAUGUCCUCGCUAAAAGUGCCACUGGGUUAGGUUUAGUAAUGAAAGAUAGUAAUAUUAAAAAAAAAAAAAGAAAUCAGAGAUCCGAACUAAAUAAAUGUUAGGAAUAUGUCAUGUAGCCAUCAGCUUCGGUCAACCAAUGCUACAGGUGGGUCACGACAUAAAGUCCGGCACCCAGCCAGGAGUGAUCUCCAAGUGGGCUCCCUGCUCAAAAGAGGAAAGAGUAGCUGAGGCAGCUCUUGGGAUCGGCUUUGCAGCUGAGGGAGCAGGUGAGUGGGCUCUGCGGGCAAUUCUGUCCCAGUGUCACGUAUUCAUCCACUUAUAAAAAUGUGGUUAAUGGCAUUUACUGUCCACACAGGAAAAGUUGUGCCGAGCAGCAACCAAAUGCACAGAAGGGUUAAUGCUGAGCAGCAAUUAUGCAAAUGGGAACCUGGUAACUGCCUUUGGGGUCAAAGGUCGGUUACAGCCUAUCAGAUCUAGAGGAGGGGUAUUUAGGCCCAGUUUUCAUCCUGCUCAGUGCCCUGUCGUGGUUUCCCUUGUGGUUGUCCGAGAGGGUGUUAUUGAUUCUGGUUAUUCAAGUUUGGCAUUGUUUUUGACUUCCCUGUUUUCUGGCAUCCCUGACUCCUGGUUUUUCCUUAUCGUUGUGUCUCUUAAUGUAUCCCUUGACCACGGCUAUUCCUGACUAUUCUUUGGUACGUUAGUCCGGCCAUUCUAAGGUUCGGUAUACGUUACCUAUCAGUCCUCUGUGUUACACAAUUCUACGUGCUGGAUCAUACUGUAAUCUUGACAUUACAACAUGGCCAUAGAUCCUGUAGAAUUGUGUAAGCUUUUCACUGCUUGUGAAAGGAAACUGGAGGAUAAUAAUCACGCAUGGAUCAAUUUGCCCAGGCCUUCAGUACGCUUCUUACCCGAACAGCGCAUUUGCAACCUGCGGCCUCACCUCCACAUUGUCUACCUCCAGCUAUAGUACACAAGGCACCUACUAUCUCGCUAUCUCCUCCCCUGCAUUUUGAUGGUAAUAUUCAAGAAUGCCGGUGAUUUAUUAACCAAAUGGAGUAUCAUUUUGAGGCCUCACCGGGAUCUUUUCCCACAGACAGAGCUAAAAUUGGUUAUCUAAUGAAUCAAUUAAAAGGUAAAGCUUUAGCUUGGGCCAAUCCAUUAUGGGAGAGUAAUAGAAGUGUGGCACACAAUUACCAGGAGUUCCUUACGGAAUUCAAACUUACGUUUGAACCUUUAGGCAGAGAGGAUGACGUCUCUACUGCCCUGAUGCACAUCAGACAAGGGAACCAGUCUAUCUCGGAAUAUGCCAUAGAAUUUCGUACCCUAGCUUCCGAGGUAGACUGGACUAAUAGUGGGUUAAUCUCUGCAUUUAAAAAGGGAUUAUCUGAAACUAUGCUAGAUAAGAUUGCCGCCAAAGACCCAAAAAGCUUAAUGGAUUUAUCACUCUUGUCAUGCAGAUUGAUAAUAGAUUAAGAACCAGAGAAGCUACUAGAAGCAAGACCAGACGCAUGAGUAUGCAUUUAGCACCCUGUUUCUCCAGACCUAUUGUCCCUGAAAAUUCUGUAUAGUCCGAACCCGAACCCAUGCAGUUGGGGGUCACUAGAUUGUCGGAAGCAGAAAGACAAUAUAGGAGAAAAGAAGGCCUAUGUCUAUACUGCGGUAGGAAGGGACAUAUGAGAAACAAUUUUCCCAUACAUCCGGAAAACUACCGCACCUAAGCACCUUAAAGGGACAGGUUUUAGGUGUAAUGGAAACGUCCUCUGAAAAGAAUAAAAAUAGGUUUCUCCUUGACAUUUCUAUCGCCUUUGACAAAAAUAACUUUUCAUGCAAAGCCCUGAUGGAUUCAGGUGCUGCUGGAAACUUCAUCAAUAUUCAAUUUGUCAAAGGUAAUACUAUACCUAUCAAAGAGAGACUAUCACCCCUAGCUGUUGAAGCUAUUGAUGGGAGACCACUCCCAUUGGUGCAUUACAUAAGGAAGAGAUUACAUUUCAGGUGAUUGCAUCUCCUUCUUGUCCUAUUAUAUUAGGAUUCCCAUGGCUUAGCAAGUGUAACCCUCAUAUUGACUGGGCUAAUGGGGAAAUAUUAGAAUGGGGUAAGGAUUGUCACCAAAAGAGUAGGCACUAUUGAAUUACCCACUAGUACACCUCAAAUCCAGAGAUCCCUAUACAAUACCAAGACAUUAAAGAAGUAUUCAGCAAGACUUAGUCUAAUACUCUACCUCCUCACAGACCAUAUGACUGUUCCAUGAACUUAAUACCAGGUGCUAUGCCACCUAAGGGAGCAGUCUAUGCUAUAUCUCCUCAGGAAAGUAGUGUAAUGGAGGAAUAUAUUAAAGAUUCAUUGAACAAAGGCCAUAUAUGAAAAUCAUCCUCGCCUGCAGGUGCAGGAUUCUUUUUUGUAUCUAAAAAGCAUGGUGAGUUGCGGUCAUUGAAUCGAUUACAGGGCAUUGAACAAAAUCACCAUUAAGAACGCCUACCCCAUUCCUCUUAUUGCUGAAUUAUUUGACAGACUCCAGGGCGCUAAAGUGUUUACUAAGCUUGACCUUAGAAGCGCUUACAAUUUAGUGAGAAUCAAGGAAAACUACGAGUGGAAGACUGCAUUCAAUACCAGAAGUGGACACUAUGAAUAUCAAGUGAUGCCAUUAGGGUUGUGCAAUGCUCCAGCGGUUUUCCAAGAUUUAAUUAACGAUGUACUCAGGGAUUACAUUUACUAAUUUGUCUUGGUCUAUCUGGAUGAUAUCCUUAUUUAUUCUCCUGACCACCAGUCUCACCACGAUCAUGUUAAACAAGUUCUGCAAAUUGGAAAAAUGUAUCUUUGACCAGUCUGAAGUACAGUUUUUAGGAUAUAAGAUUUCUGCCUCUGGGUUUCAGAUGGAUCCUAAAAAACUAGAGUCUGUUCUACAGUGGCCUUUACCCACUGGGUUGAAAGCCAUUCAAAGGUUCAUUGGUUUUGCCAAUUAUUACACAAGAUUUAUAAAAGGAUUUUCUUCAGUAAUAGCCCCCAUCACCAAUAUGACACGCAAGGGGGCUAGUAGUACGAUAUGGUCUAAGGAGGCAAUUGAAGCCUUUGAACCUCUCAAACAGCAGUUUGCCUCAGCCGACAUAUUGAUACAUCCUGACACCAGCAAGCCUUUCAUACUGGAGGUUGAUGCUUCAGAGACAGGGGUAGGGGCAGUUCUCUCCCAGAGGGAGAACCAGGAAACUCUGUUACAUCCUUAUGGUUACUUUUCUAGAAAGUUGUCUCCUGCUGAGCGCAAUUACGAUAUUGGCAAUAGAGAAUUGCUGGCCAUUAUUCUAGCUCUCAAGGAGUGGCGACAUCUUCUAGAGGGUUCCAAGGACCCCCUUUUGAUCAUUACUGAUCACAAAAACCUGGCUUACAUAGGAGAUGCUAAGCGAUUAUCUUCUAGACAAGCUAGGUGGUCUCUAUUUCUUUCUCGCUUUAAUUUUCUUAUCACCUACAGAUCUGGUUCUAAAAAUGUCAAGGCUGACGCCUUGUCUAGGCAGUUUGAUACUGAGGCUAUACUAGUGUAACGGAUCACCUGGCACCCCGACUGGGUACCUCCGUUGAUGGUUGCUCCUAGUGCUUCUGAAGGAUUCCAAGCACUCUAGCCUACACCACAACCACCGCAGGCCGAAUCUCUCUUCCUUCAGAGCGAAGCAGGAACGAGCUCUUAAAAGAGCUUAGGAGCAAUUACAGCAAGGGAAUAUGCAGAGCAUAGCAAUCCCUUCUAGCAGAUUCCCCCAAUAAGAGACAGGACUCCAAAUUGAGGGUGAAGUAGAACUGUCUAAAACUUUAUUUCUCUACAUUUAGAAUUAGCUUCAGGUGUGUUCUUUGUACAUAAUUACUCAUAUGUCUACAUAUGAUGUAAUUUCUCUCUUAUUUUGUAUAUCUUGGAAAAGAACCAACAAGAGGAAGGAUAAGGAAAGUGGGAAUCAUAGAACACGGAUCGAAAUUCAUAAGUUUGAAAUCUGCUUACAAAACUCUUAUCAGCUUCACCUACGUACGGAAUGGCAGUGGUUUAGCAAGAAGAUGAUAGAAUGCUCACAUUUUGCUUAUUUCUUUCUUAAUUGAUUCAUUUUAUGUACAGAGUCAGUUUUUCCUUUUGUCUAUCUUUCAGGAAUUCAUCCAUUUUUGUGGAGUAAAGAGGAUGUCAUCCAUUGGCUAAGAUGGGCCGAGGAAGAAUAUUCAUUGCAGAGGACUGAUGAUAGCAAGUUUGUAAUGAAUGGAAGGGGCCUCUGCAUCCUUACAAAGAGUGAUUUUAAGAACCGAUCUCCAAGUUCAGGUUGGACAUAGAAUAGCAAUUUUUAUUUGCAAUAUUCAAGGGACACUGCAAGCACCAUAACCACUACAUCACGCUGUAGUGGUUAUGGUGCCAGGGUACCUUACUGUCACAAUAUUGUAAGUAGUCAAACUAUUUUAGAAUGGUUAUACUGAUUAGCUGGGGUGCAUCGGGAACUGCUUAAAUAGAGAAGUAGUAUUUUUUUAUUUAGUAGUAUUUAUUUAGUUGUAGACAUUUCAUAUUAUCAAUUGUGGCAAUGUAUGUUGUGAUAUGUCUUAUAAUCAGGCAUGUGGAGGUUAUAGCAAAAACUUUGCUUGUCAAACUAAACAAGCAAGGUUUUUGCUAUAACCUCCACUUCCCAAUAUUUUAUUGGGAGGAUGCAGAGGGAUCGGUUAGUCUCAUUAGUUUCAAGCUGUGGUACAAUAUAUAUAUUCUGUCUGUUGGGAUUUCACAAAAGGUACCCUAGUAAGCAGCAAUUACUGUGGCUCUAUGCCAUGGAUUUGGGAACAAUAUUAUCUAAGAUAUAUCAGCAUUACGGUUAAUCUUACAGCACUUUCACUUUUUAUUACUCACAUCAAAUCACUGAAAUCACUCGUAUGUCAAUACUUAUCUUGAUACAAAUAUUUACACUGCGUUCUUGAAGUCCAUAUAUGUAUUUUGUUCUCAUGCCAUAUCUUUGUGUGUUUUUGUUAGAUACACAGACUUGCCAAUGUUGUAGUUUUUACCCCAGAACAACAGAAUUAUCCCAAACGUGUAUUUGUGUGUAUUUUAAAUGCACUUCUCAUGUCUUGUAGAAGAAAUAAAUAUGAGUGUUAAAGUUUUGUUUUCAUUGUAGGGGAUGUUUUGUAUGAAUUAUUAUCAUGCAUCAAAACACACAGAAAAUCACUGUUAAGUCAUCCAUUCUUCAGGCAUUCAAUGAGACAAAUGGACCAAGAGAAAAUAAAUGUGUGCAUUAAUAGCAGUAAGUAUUAAAAUUAACGUGAGCACCAUGCAAGUUUAAGAUCAUGCUAAAGUCUAUAUUUGUGACCUCUUGAGUUAGUAGUGGAAGAUUACCUGUUGAGGACCGAAAUGUUGAUCUGUUAAUGGAAUAAUACUUUUACAAAUAUUUCUAAGACCUCCUUCUAUGGAUUAUACACUGGGAUGGAGAUAGCACAUUUGGCAAACACAAAUUGAAGCAUUGAGAGUGUGCACUGUGGAGUUAUAUAUGUAUAUACAUCCUGCACAUUGCUUUGAUUAGAAGUAAUUUCACAUGCUAUGUUCUACUAGCCACAAUGUUUGGAAGCACGAGUGUCUAGUGAAAUAGUAGUCUCUUAAACAAUUACAUAUUGUAUCUAUCUAAAUUAUAAAAAAAAAAAAAAAAAACAGCACAUAUCUUACACAGGUUAUAUACAACAGGGCAAUUCUCUAAUUUGAAUAUUUCAAACAGAAAUUAUCUUUAAAAACCAAAUAUAUAAUUAUUUACAGUUGAAGAGUUUAUUACUGAAAUAUAUAUAUUUUUUUGUCACUCUCACACAAUCUAAGCUACUUAUGAAAUGCUACACUUUAAUACAUGGAUGUUUCCCUUUAAAAAACAGUCCAAUAUGCUUGAUUGAAGGUGUCCGGGCUCUCACAGCUCAGGAAUAGGUCAAAGCAAUCAGUGCUUUUACAACCACGUAGAGGCCCACCAAUACCUGGUAUACCAGAAGUACCUUUCUCUGGAGAAGGUCCAUAAGAUGUUCCCCUCGAUAUCGCCACUAUGUUGGAAGAGUCAAUCUACGCAACAUGAUGCACAUAUGGUGGAGCUGUGCAACACUUCAGCCAAUCUGGUCACGGUUGUUUAGUGUUAUUUGCCCCCUGUGCUCUACCCACUAUUCUAACUCCUUGGAGGUUUCUCCUUGUCUACACAUGGACAAAACUAUAGCUUUCUCAGAUAGGGUAUUAGCAACCAAUAUUAUAUUAACAGCUAGAUAUAUUGCCUCUAACUGGAAAAACUCAAAGCUAUCCAAGAGUUAUUGGAGAAUAUACAUGCCAAUAAUACAUAUGAAGAGUUGGCAGUACUUACCCUCAGACAACGGGGUCUUUUUGACCUUCUUAUACAAAACACACAACCUUACACACCUUGAGGGGUGGAAGAACUUUAAUUCUAGCACGCCACGUUUUAAAUAAACAUAUGCUUUGGUCCCUAAUGCCUGAGAUGUGAGUUCCUGUGUCCAGUAUGCAUCAUGUCCUUGCUAAAAGGAGUUUUCAACUGUAUUACAUUGGAUGUAACUGCUGUUGUACACACUGGCAAAUGUGAAUUGUAACCUAAGUCAUGCAUUGUUUUAUAUGCAAAAUAUGCCUUUGGAUGCUUCUUUGCUGUAUUGUCUUUGUUUAUGUAUUAUGUUUUUCCCUAAUCCCCUUUUUAUUUUCUGUUUCAAUAAAUCUAUAAAAUGUGUCACUGAAAUUAAAUUUAAAGAUAAAAGUGCACACACCUGGAGAGAGUUGCUUAAAGAGGGCAACCAACAUCCCAAAUAUGUAGGGAAGGGCUGGCAGCCUCAGGCCUGGUGUCACGUCCUGUUCCUUCUGUGGAUCAUUUCUGGCGAUGGCUUCUGGUAUCCAGUACUCUUUUUUUCAAUUCUUGUUUAAUUUUUCUUGUUUUUUCUGGUUUUCUAUUCUGUCUGGUUUUCUUUAUGCUGGGUUUUCUGGGUUCAUUCCUGUAUUCCGUUCCUGGAAUUCCCAGUCUCUUGGAUUCCUUUAAAUGUUUGUUUUUUGUUGCCACACCCGUUCCUUUUCCAUUAAUCCUUUUUGUUUCAGUUUGGCCCUGCAGGCAGUGUUUUCAUUUUCUCUGCUCAUUCCUUUGCAGGUAAGUGCUGUGUGUGUUUUAUUAUUGUUUAUUUAGUCAUGCAUAUUUAGGCAGUUAGGACCGUAAUUGGAGUACUUUGGCGCAGUGGUGGGCUGCAUACAUCUUGGCCAUUUAUGUAUGUCUAAAUCUCCAAUGUUUAUUACACAUAUUAGUACUUAGUUAUGUGUUCUUUUGUUUCGCCUUGUAUCUCGUCUUGUUUUAUUUUGUCUUCCCAGUUCCCAGUUCCCAUCCAUGCCUUGUUCUGGUUUCCCUCAUGUCUUGUGUUCAUGUUCUGGACUCUGCUUUCUGUCCUUCUCCGGUUCUGGGUUAGUCUAAUCUAGUCUUGUCUUAUCUUGUUUGGUGCCUGUUCUAGUCUUGCCUUGUUUCUAGUACUGGAUACAUGUCUGCUGCAGAGCCUCCAUGUCCAGAUCCUGGGAGGUCUGCAUAGUUUCUCCUAGUUCCUGGGAUCCGCAGAAGCUGCAUCAGGGCCCUGGUAUGUUGGCGCACAAACCCUGGUGCUCAACACCAGGGGUUGUGUGGUUGCCCUGCACCAGGCCUGAUUGUUCAUUUCCACAAGGUUAACUCCUAUCAUCAUCAGGCACACAGUGAUCCCGGUCUAUGUACCACCACCCGUGACACCUGGGUGGAAAAUCCAGUCAAGUGGCCCACUGCACCACCGAUUCAGCUCACCAUCCAUGCCCACCUUUUCCUGGUUUUAUAACGGAUAUUGAUGUUAUGCAAAUUAGUAGCUCUUUGCUAUACCCACUCCUUCGUGGCUCUGACUUUCAAUGUUGUCAGAGCGCAGGCUGAGAAUCUCCGAGCCUGUGCUCUGACUCACUAACUGAGCACUGGAACUACAAGGUAGAGGAUAUGAUCUGACUGCACCUACUGCUGUGGACCACCAGGGAAUUGUUUAAAUUGAAUAUGCUGGUGUCCCCAACUUGCGAGUUGUUUUGGCCGCCGGGCGCCUCCGUUGUCGUGGCGCCCUGCGUGACCGCACAGCCCAAAGGCUGGCCCUGCUGACAGACACACUGGCACUCACUCUCAAUAACACACAAACCCUGACACACACACACUCACUGAAAGGCAGACACACACAUUAUUACUUUGCAUAUAAUUGCUUUAUUUUGCAACUAGUGAAUUAAUAGCUACCAAACUACUAUGCAUAUCUAGUGGAGUUCUAUGUCUGGUAUUCUCUAGUUAGAUGAGCAAAUGUAAAAUUGUGCAGUAUUCUCGACAUGUACUUUUAUAUUUCUACCUUUUAUGUUUAUAUGGUUAUGAUGAAAUGUGAUUACCUGUCAGUGUUGUUAUCACAAACUACAAAAAAUACAAAAAAAAACAAAAACUGUGAAAACAAAGAAAUUGUUCUAACAAGAAAAGUGACUCCCUUGAUCGAAAUCCGAUAUUGAGAGAUAAGAACGCAAGAUAAUCUAGCCAAAAUAUCCAAUACAUUGAUGUCCAUUAAGAUCAUAUUAAAAUCACUACUGAAUGAGUAUAUACCUCCCUCAGGUGCAGCAACAAGUCAUACGAGCAAUAUAACUACAAUGUUAUCAUCAAUCAGUGAUAUAAAUCACUAUCAAGAUGGACCUCUUAACCUAUCAAAUAGAGUACGCAAAGACCAGGAUGAAGAAAUUGUAUGCUACAUGGAAAAUGUGGAUCAUGACAAUGGCUCAAAAUCAGGUAAACCAUGGGAUUGAAUGAGAUAUAGUCAAUAAACAGGUUAUUGUUAUUUCUGGAGAGUACUAUGUACUUGAUGGCCCUAUUGCGUAAAACCACACCUUGAACUUUCUAUAAAAAUAAUAUGAAUGCUAAAUGUAAAAGUUUUAUUAAAAUACAAGAUACCCAACUAGAGAUGCCAGCUGGUCGAAUUCCACUAGAUCGUGACAAGAUUGAUCUAUAACACUUUAUUCGUGUUUUUAUUACACCCAGUUCAUGCUGGCUAGAACCCACAACAGUCAACCUCUAGCUGUAACAAUAACAUAAAGAGCACAAACAAAGACACAGAUCACCAUAACCUGCAGGCUGCUGCUAUAAUAUGGUGAGUGGCAGAUAAAACUAGGUUAACUAAGCAUUCCCCAUAACAGUUUUGUUGGCAGAACAAUUGUUGUCUCUCUACGAGCAGGACAUGUACAACUAACUUGUAUGUUCAGUCAAAUCUGGUUAUUUAGGCACUAAACAUCUUCUGCUGCAUAUGGAUCCCAAAUGGACAAAACUGUUCUAAAGGGACACUUCACUGCUCAAAUACAAAAUAAAUAAAAAAUCACUGUUCAAUAAAUAUAUGCCAAAUGUAAACUUGUCUGCAUUUAACUGUGUAUUUUUUCAUUGGGGGUAUACAUAAAAACAGAUUUCCUAAUGCAGCUCAAUGAGAAGGCAGGUGCUCUGGGCAAUUGCUGUCUCUUGAGUUUAGCUUCACUGAGCUAACAAAACCAGGAAGUAGUAUUACCUGUUGUCUACUUGAAAGCCAAGAGAGUGUAACCAGGUUAAUUUCUAAAAGUGUCAGUUUCUACUGAAAUAUGCACAUUUAGCAAAAUGAAAAAAAGGAGGACACACUUUUCACACAUAAAGCUUUUCAGCAAACUAAAGUGCUUUAGGGGUCUGGAGUGGCCCUUUACAUUAAAGGGACACUAUAGUCACUGUGACAAACUCCCCUCUACAAGUGAGUUUGCCACAAGCUCCUGGAGGAGCCUGCUUGUCAGCCUCCUGCAGUGAAACCUGUAAAAGACUACCAAACUUGACCGACUGUUAGCACGGAUUUCCCUGGAACUGUUUUGGGCACAGGACCAUGUGCAUGGUCGGUCAAAAUUAUGACUUCCAGGAAAUUCCUGAACCCCUGAACCGAUCUGCGUGAUUUUUGGAUAUGUAUCUCUUAUGGGGUUUUAUGUGGUUUUAAGGUACUUUUUCGGGUUUCAUAAAAUUGUAUGUUUUUCUGUGCUUGGGAAUAAUUCCCCAUUCAGGGGCCCCAGUCAAGCCACGGCGACUGUGGGCAGAAGUGCUGCGGUUUGUCGCUGUUCCAGCUAGGAAGCAGUCCUUGGCGGAGGUACCCAGCCGGGGUACAGGGAGUUCUGCUACAGUCAGGGCCGGCCUUAGGCCUUUAGGCGCCCUGUGUGAAACAUCUUCGCAGUGUUCCCCCUCCCCUGUCAGCCAUGUAUAGUGUGUGUAUAGAAGUGUAGUGAUUGUAUAGGGGAUUUAUUAAAUUAAUAAUGGCUUAAAAAUAAAUAUUCAUUACACACACAGAGUUACAGGCAGACAGUCACACACACACACACACACACAGUUACAGGCAGACAAUUACAAACACACACAGGUACAGAUGGACUGUCACGUACAUACAGCCACAUAUACAGUGUCACACAUAUACCGUUACAUGCAGACAGUCACACACACAGGCAGACAGCCAUAGACACAGACAGCCACGCACACAGGCAGACAGGCACACACAUACACACACACACAGGCAGACAGUGUUAUGCUACUUGAGUUUUUAGAAUUGGAACUCAACUGCAGCUUGUAGAACUCCUUAAUUACAAUAGUGAAGAAACUGAGAAUCUUUAAAUUAUCAAUACUGUAGCUUUAAGAAAAGAGAGGAUUGCUGGCAAUUAAAGAAUCAAACGAAGUUUUAAUGAUUGUGAAAAGCAUAUAGGUAAUAAUUCAAUAAGAAAUUGAUGGCUAUAGCAAACAAUACAAAGUUCAUCAAUAAGUAUUUCCUCAGAGAUGUAUUGAAUAAUAUUCUUUAGGUUCAUAGGAAUAAUCUUCAAUAGAAAUAGUAUGCAGGUAGCAGAGAAUAUUUGCAAAGCAAGAAACAGUUCAUACUGGUUAAGCUUGAUGGGAGUUAUCCUCAAUAUAAUUAGUGUGUAUUCAGCAGAGAGGAUUUGAGCAAGCAAGAAACAGUUCAUUAAUAACUGAGAUUCCAGAUAAUAGAUUGGAAGUUAUACUUAAGAUUAAUGUGAGUUGUCCUCCAAGAGAUCAGUAUUAGAGUCCACUUGUUAAAUGGUACAGUGUCCGUUCUCCAGUAAUCCUCUAGCAGAUGAAGCAUAAUCCUUUUAUCUUCAAAGGUUUAGGAAGGCUUGUGAGAGAAGCUUGUGGAGCCAGGAACAUAAACAUGUAUUCCUAACCCUAUAGUGUUAAAAUCACUAUGUAGCCCUCCUGUCCCCCUACAUAUAGCAAAAUCUUACCUUUAUUACAGCCUGCUCAUGCUGACUCUGCCCCAGAUCUGCUUCCUUUGUUGACCUUAUUAGAAGUGAUGAUCUCAGCAAUCCCAAUGCUUUCCCAUAGGAAAGCAUUGGACUGACUGAGAUUGUCAAUUCUGAUUAUCUCAGCCAAGUAGGUGGGCCAGGGGCAGAGCCAAAUGCCACCCUGGCCAAUCAGAUAGAGAUACACACACUGACACAUGCAGAUACAUAUAAAAUCACUGACACACAUACAGAUAGAGACACAGAAAUACAAACACUGAAAUACAUGCAGAUGUAUGUGUGCAUCUGUGUAUCUGCAUAUGGGUCACUACGUGUAUCAAACACUGACACACUUACAGAUGCAAAUUUAAAUGAUUUAAAAAGGGGACUUAUGAGUUCAAGGAUUACAUGCAGUUUGAAAAAGACCCGUGAGGGGUUGAAACGCGUUAGCAGGGCCGGACUGGCCCACCGGGAUACCGGGAAAUUUCCCGGUGGGCCGUCAGCACCUGGGACGGGGAGACAUUUGGGUGACCUGCGGCCGCAGGGAGAGCUUGGAUGGCGGCCGCAGGGAGAAUUUGGAUGGCGGCCACAGGGGGAGCUCUUCUGGCGGCCGCAGGGGGAGCAGGCUGUUCUGUCUCUGCUCCCCCGCCCUAGCGUUUGUUUGCGCUCACAUGGAUGCACUAAGCAGGCUAGAUACUGAGCCAUGGGCAGCAGAAAAGAAGUGUCAAAGGACCAUAACAAAGUAAUGGAACUUUGAAAAGAAUAUAAAAAGAUAUCAAAAGCCUUGACAAUGCCAGUCAGACUUUUGAACAGGGGCCAUUUUAUUUUUUUACUUUGUUGCCACAUUUUGUUUUAAGAUUGUGCCAUUUUGUUAAAACCUACAGUUGAAUAUGAACCUCAUAAGAAAUAAAAGAAAUGUGUUUUUUCCUGCUAACUCGUGUUUUCUUUAAAAAUGGUACAUAUGAGGGGGGCGUGGCUACCGCCAGACAAGAUGGACGCAUAAUCCUUCUCUCCGGCACAAGGGCUGUAAUCUAAUACCAUCUUCUCACACAGAACCGCUUUCAACCCUUCUCACCCGACAUGGCGCAACACAAAGCGAAGAAAAAUGCGACCAGAGCAGACAAGCUCACUUUCUUUGCUCAAAAAACGCCACAAACUCCUACAGGCCUGUUCCCCCUUAGCCAAGAUGGCGCAGAUGGCGCCGAGGAGGAAGGUUAAUCACACGACCAGAUACAGGCCGACGACACCCUGACAAAGAGACACCUGACCCGGGCGCUAGAACCCCUCUCAAACAAGCUCAUUGAAUCAUGGCAACAUUCUAUUGAUGCACUCCGCAGAGACAUUCAAGAUAUUGGCGGGCGCACUUCGCACCUCGAAUCCAAAAUGGAUUAAGUGGCGGUGGCUCAUAAUGAUCUGGCGGUGCAUGUGGAGUCCCUGGAAGAUAGAUUGGCACUUACCAAAUCUCGACUGGCGGAUAUAGAAGACAGGGCGCGGCGGAAUAAUUUGAGGAUACGAGGUGUUCCGGAGUCAGUUCAGCCGGCAGAUCUACAAGCGUAUGUGAGGGGCCUUCUCAGCGCGUAUGCGCCGGAGGUCCCGUCGGAUAUGCUGUUGCUCGACAGAGUUCACCGACUUCCCCGCCCGAGGCACUUGUCUGACUCCUCACCCAGGGAUAUCCUACUACGCGCCCACUAUUUCCACAUUAAGGAGCACAUCCUUCAUGCUAGCAGGCGCUUACCCAACCCUCCAGAGGGCUACUCGGACGUGCAGAUCUACCCUGACAUAUCAGCUGCCACUCUCCACAGGAGGAAGGACUUCGCGAGGAUCACCACGGCUCUCCGCGACAACGGACUGAAGUAUAGAUGGGGAUACCCCACGAAAAUCCUGGUAUCAAAAGAGGGGAAGCUGCAGCCAAUCCUUUCUCCAGAAGAAGGUGCAACUCGGCUGAAGGAGUGGGGCAUCACUCUUCUAACAGAGCAGAGUAAAUCCUCGGUCCCGAGCAAGCUUAAACUGGACUGGCAGAAAAACCAGGGCGGUCAUUAACCCUCUCUCUUAGCGGCAUGUUGGGACACGCAAGUAUAGACUGGCUCAUGUAUCCAAUAGACUGGCACACUAUGUAUGCAUAGACUAAUAUGGCAGCGGCACCUUGUUCCCCCCUUUGGGUCUUUCUCCUGGUUUCGGUUCGCGUCCGCGGGGGUCCCGGGGCUUUCCCCCUGUCGCCUCCCCACGAGGGGGGGGGAGGGGGGGACGCGCGGUGUGCCCUGCGGUGGCGGAUGGAGGUCCCGGGUGCUGGCCGGUAGCUGUCCUUGGUGCUUGCCUGCUCCUUUCCCCGGGCAGGGGGGCUUGCUGAGUGGGUUCCUGCGCUGGGGGGGUGGCGGGUGGGGGAUUGGAGGGGUGCCAGGGGUGCCCGCGGGCUGCAGGGUGGUGGGGAUGGGGGAGCCAUACAGCGCAAUACUGAAAAGCCUAAAAUCCCUAAAUGUAAGGGAAGAAUGAGGAGAAAAAAAAGCCAACACUAUAUAUAUAUAGCUAGUCACAAAUUCCCAGAGACUGGGGUCGCACCAUUGCAGCCUUGCGUGAGCCCACUAGUUGUUUCCUAUGGGUUUUUAGCUCCAAUAGCAGGUUCAACCAUGCUGUGUUAACUCAAAAAAAAAAAAGUUCUAACAGGUUCUGUUCAACAUCAAAGCUACUUCCAGCCCACACGCCACACCACUGGAGACUAACGUUUCCCCUUCGUGCAGGGGCUUUGUAUAUAUUCCCACUAUCCCCCACCCUCCUCCCACACCCAAGUUUCGCAUCCUGUGUCCGAGGCAUAGCUACCCAUCACCACAUCACUUUAAACAUGCUUCUUCCGAGACAGACCGGGGACACCAAAAAAAAAAAAAGGGGCCCCACGGAAUCAUCAUACAGCUAACACCUGAAAGUACAAACGAUAAAUGCGUGCGGAUUAAAUACCCCGCACAAACGUAGAGUCCUCUUGGACGCUGCCAGAAGAGACCAGGUGGACAUAUUGUGUGUCCAGGAGACUCAUUUCACACACACGAAAAUUCCUUCUUUCGCAAAACAGGAGUAUCCCGUUCAAAACCACUCCACAUACUCCACCAAAUCUCAAUCUUUUUUCAUAAAUCCCUAACAUUUGAGCUACUUCAAUUGAAAAAAGAUCCUCAAGGCAGAUACCUUAUCAUACACUGCACUAUUAAUGACACCCAAUAUACUAUAGCCUUGGUGUACAGCCCCAAUACGAAUCAAAGGAAUUUCUUACACAAGGUCCUAACUAAAAUACCCAGUCCACAACAUCAAAAUCUCAUCUUACGUGGCGAUCUGAAUCAUGUUCUAAACCACCAGCUGGACACAACAAUUCCAGAUCAUACUGGGAGGCAUGCAGCCCUUCGACCCCAGUGCAGGGCCCUAACACGGCUAUUACUUGAAUUCAAUUUGUAUGAUGCGUGGAGAAUGAUACAGCCCCACUCACGAGAAUAAACACACCACUCGCGAGCCCACAAGACUAACUUGCACAUUGAUUAUAUCCUUGUAUCGGCUCCUCUCCUCCCCUCGUUAACAAAUAGUACAAUUGGUGAUUUAACAUGGUCAGACCAUGCACCAGUAUCUCUCUUAAUAAAAGACAAAUUCCGCUACAGGGGUACAUCUCCCUGGAAACUAAACGACAGCAUUCUUCAAGAUCCUUCUUACAAAGAGCACUUAGACAAAGAAUUGAAUUCGUUCUUUGAACUGAACUGCACAGCCAAUGCCCAAAUCCCACACAUAUGGCUAGCUCACAAAGCCGUGAUCAGAGGCCACAUCAUUAGCCGGGCGGCUUUCUUGAAAAAGAGAGCUCAGCAUGAAUAUAUAUCACUACUCAAACAACUUAGAGACCAAACGAGUAUGCAACUCAUCUGCCCGACUAAGGAAGGCCAGGAACACAUAUACCUUCUCAAUAAGCAAAUUAAUGACCUUCUGUUCCAGAAAACGACCCACAUGCUCUCUAAACUUCAAAUGAAACACUAUUCGCAAGGCAACAAGGCCGGAAAAGCCCUGGCAGCCUUAUUAAGACAAAAACAUGUUCGAUCUAAAAUACCAUACUUGCUCACCUCGUCAAGCACUAAACUCACUAAUCCCCAACAUAUAAACACCACCAUAGCGGAUUUCUAUAACACACUUUAUAACUUAGCCGAGGAUGACGAGACGCACCAGCCUACGGACCAGGAGAUCCGAGAUUUCUUGGCCCAGGCUCACCUUCCAAAGCUAACCCCUUCGCAAUGAGAUAUGCUCCAAAACCCGGUCACUAGUGAGGAAAUAGAAGAAGCUAUACGUUCCUUGCCACAGGGCAAAUCACCAGGUCCAGAUGGGUUCACAAACCUAUAUUAUAAGACUUUCACAUCCACCUUAUCUCCGUAUUUGGAGAAACUGUUCAACACUAUUAAAGAGACUGGCCGUAUACCCACAGAAAUGCUACAAGCCCAUAUAGAAAUGCUACAAGCCCAUAUAGUGACACUUCCCAAGCCCGGGAAACCCCCGACGAGACCCCAAAACUUAAGACCUAUAUCACUGUUAAACACUAACACAAAACUACUUUCGAAAAUAUUCGCAAACAGACUCUCUACUAUCAUUCCUUCAGUGAUACACAGAAACCAAGUGGGUUUCGUGAGGGGGAGGCAGGGCUCAGACAGUACUAGGAAACUCCUGGAUUUAAUGCUACGGGCGAGGGCGACGGGAAGACCCAGUGUAUUUCUCUCGCUAGACGCCGAAAAAGCGUUUGACAGAGUGCACUGGGGAUUCCUUAACGCCACGCUACAGGAGUUUGGUUUUCCACCGAACUUUAUGUCACUACUCUCCGCAAUGUAUUCUACGCCAUCGGCACAAGUAACCAAUAGCGGAUUCAGUUCCUCCACCUUUAAUACCACCAACGGGUCCCGUCAGGGAUGUCUAAUGCAAAUUAGAGAAAACACAAAUAUCAAGGGCAUCCAAGUAGGGAAAGAGGAAUAUAAACUCACUAUGUUUGCAGAUGAUAUCAUGCUGUCCCUUGAAUCCCCGAACACGACUCUACCCUUUUUGCACAAUGUCUUGGCUAGAUACAGCGCGUGCUCAUACUAUAAGCUGAACAUCACAAAAACGCAGGCUAUGGGCAUACAUAUACCGUCGAGCGAUAUACAGACACUGAAAAUCAACUUUCCAUAUGACUGGCGAGAUGAUCAGUUAACCUUUUUAGGAGUAGCCUUCACAGCCAAUCCACAUUCUUUACUACACGCAAACUUCACUAAGCUUUUUAACACAAUGAGGGGCCAGGUAUUGGGGUGGAGGGGCAAGCAUGUCUCCUGGUUGGGUCGCAUAGCAGCUGCGAAAAUGAUCCUUUUGCCCAAACUCCAGUAUCUGUUUCGGACCCUUCAUAUCCGCUCCCGGCACAUGUCCUUCGGAAGUUUCAGGCCAUGCUAAAUUCGUUCAUAUGGGACAAUAAAAAAACGAGAAUAGCCGCCUCCGCUCUAUAUAAACCCUUCCAACGUGGAGGCCUUGGGAUCCCACACUUAGAUGCCUAUUAUUCUGCAUCAAUACUUAGCCCACUCAUUAUGGCAUUCCGGCAAGAGCCAUUGCCUGAAUGGAUCGAAUUAGAGGCCGCACACACGGGGGAUAUGACAUAAUCGUUCUCACUUGGGUUCCAUGACACCUUAGACCCCGUUUCAAAGACAUGUUGUCCACAACCAAGCUCACACUGUCCAUUUGGGACAAACACAGAGCCAAAUCAUGGCCGUCACCUCAUCCCUCACCAGCCCUAAAAAUCCUGGCACUCAGGCUACUAAUCCCUCAAUUUAAGGCACAAAAAUGGGUUGCCCAUGGAAUCACAUCCCUACACCACGUGAUCGAAAAUGAUUCAUUGGUCCCAUUCAGACGAGAUACCAAAUACCAAAUACCUUCAACUUCAUGUAUAUGCAAAUACAGUCCUGGUUUCGGAAACACCGCCAUGCGGACAAGACACCCGAACAUGCUAAGCACCUAUCUCCUCUGGAACACUGGUGCACUCACACUAAUCAUGCCCCCAGGCCGCUUUCUUUUUUGUACCACACACUCAUACACAAAUUAUGCACAGCUCACCCUCAUUUCAUACCUGGGAGCGAGAUUGCAAUAUGCGACUGGAGGACUCCCAGUGGGCUAGCAUAUUUAGGGCAAACAGGAAUCUAACGUAUGUUCCACGCAUAUAGUAAUGUCCAGAAAAAUACUAUAUCGAUGGCAUAUCACGCCAGUUAAAUUGAAAGCAUAUCAAUCCUGGUGCCUCCGGAAACUGCUGGAGGUGCCAGGAUUCUCUUGGCACUAGCUUCCACAUUUGGUGGACCUGUUUGAAAAUUAAGCCCUUCUGGCAACAAAUAUCGCAACUUAUAUCGAACGUAGUUAAGCUCUGCCUACCUCUGAAUCCUGUUCAUUAUUUGCUCCAAUUGUUGCCACAUAAGAUGUCCAAACCCACUAAAUAUUUGGUAUACCAUAUACUUCUCCCAGCCCUGAGAACGAUCGGAAAAAAUUGGCAAUCCCCCCACACACCACGUUUACAGCUGUGUAUCAAAUAUAUAGAAGUAUCCAAACGAUACGAAACCAUGGCCAGGGCAGCUACUACUACGGUUCAGAACUUCUGGUCUGAAGCAUGGAACCUGUGGGACCAGUAUAUGGAAAGACAGCUCCGUCUGUCCCGGGACUGCAAAGAGGACUUCAAUGACGAUUCUAAAAAAGAAACAAAUACUUUGUAAAACUUAAAUGAAGCUUGCCUUGACACAAUUCCCCUCCCUGUUUCUUACCUUCCCUCCCCGCUCCCUCUCCCUCACUAUAAAUGGGCACGAGGUUUCCUACCACUUUGAUGUUUUUUCUUAGGAUGAGCCUCUGUACGCUCUUAUUGUCUUAUGAUGCAUAACUUUCUGUUAUCUGUAAUAUGGAGUGAAGCCUCUUGUUUCUUCAAAAAUUGCAACAACAAAAAAAAAAAUGGUACAUAUAUUACCAAUUAUUCAAGGGUACGCAAACUUUUGAGCACAACUGUAAUUAUCCAAGGUAUACUUGUAUCUUUUAAUUUAAUCUAGCCCUAAAAUUCACAAUACACUUCUUUUUAUUACUGAAACAGCACAGAUUUUAAGGAGACAGUAACCGAAAGCUUAAGUAGGCAUACACAGGGGGAUUAACAUAAUCAAAGGUUGGUCGCAGGAACUGCACUCACUCCCAACGGACACGGGUGCUCUGGAACAGGACCAGCAAUCCCAAUACGAUACGGCAAAAAUAAAAAUUCACAGGCACUCCAAAUGUGAAAGCCACAGGCAGAUUUAUUGCAACAAAAUGCACAGCAACAUUUCGACCUAACAAGAGGUCUUUGUCAAGGUAACACCACAUUGUAAAUAAAGUGCAUAAAAUACACAAAAGAUGUAUAUAUACAAAUAAUCAUAUAACAUGUGUAACAAUCACAACAUGAGCUUACCCAUUUGUGCCAUGUAGAGGAGACAGCAAAAAAAUUUAAAAGAAGAAUAUAAGAGAAAAACAUUUAAGAGAAAAAAUGAAAAAAAGAAGAAGAAAAAGAAAAGAGAAAAUAAUAAACAUUAUUUAUUUAUUUAUAAAAUAUUUUACCAGGAAAGAUACAUUGAGAUUUCUCUCGUUUUCAAGUAUGUCCUGGGUAAACAAGUAAGAACGCCUAUCAAAGCGUUCAAAUACACCUCAUUUCCGGAUAAGUGGAACGCAUAUCGGGUUAAUGGAACGCAAGGAAGUGAACUUCCUACAGGCAAGCAUUGAGAAAAAAAUAGUAGCAGUUCGUGUUAAAUUAAAUGAACGGCUUAUCAGAGCAUGCGUACACAUGCACGAAAGGCACUUAGUCUAAUGGCUGAACGUACAAACAGAAUAUAAUUGUAGUACAAUACUGACCGUUCGUAUAAUCAAAUACACGAACGGAGAAAAGGAGCAUGUGACCAAAGACAAGAACAGAACUCAAUAUAAUAACUGGUCCUACGUAGAACACUUAAUUACAUGCACCAAAAAGGAACAUCAGCAAUAUAGCCAUUACAUCCACUGGGAAAUAACCGAAUAAUGCUAAUUGAAGGCAACUAAAACGUUAAUGAAGAAAGCCUAUCCGAGUAAUGAAAGACAAUAGAUAAAGAAAAAUAAAAAAUAAAUAAUACAUAACAAAGAAUAAAGUUAAUAAUAAUAAAAAAUAAUAAAAAUUAAAAAUAUUAAAAAAAAAAAAUAGAUAAUAAAAAAUAUAUAAAGAAUAAAAAAAAUAUUCUCGUUAGGUCGAAACGUUGCUGUGCAUUUUGUUGCAAUAAAUCUGCCUGCAGCUUUCACAUUUGGAGUGCCUGUGAAUUUUUCUUAUUGCGUAAUGGAGAAAUGGGCAUAUAGGGUGAGGCUGGCGUAAAGGGAAAAGCCGAAAUAAAGGUGAUCAUUAUAACUAUUGUUAAGUGCAAUCAUUUUAUAAAUACCUUGCUAUUCAAUAACUGGAAACAUAUAGGGAUUGACUAAUAAUAAACUCAUGUUUUAUCUUUUAAUUUAGAUUUCUGAAGUCACAAGGGGAAAUAUUAGAAUUGAAAUCAGAAAACUUGCUCCUUCUCGAAUCUCAAGAUCAGAACGCACCUGACUCUAGUGGUGAUGGGAUUGAAACUCUAAGCCAAGACUUUUGAUUUGAGAAGAACUAACCAUGUUAUGGUUUAUAUAUGAACAUGGCUCUAUAAAGCAUGAAAUAUGCAAAGAACAGCUCAAAAGAUAAUAUUUUAAAAAUAUUUUUCAUUACAAUUUGUACUGAAAGAGAGAAAAAUGUCUCAGGUAUCGGGGAAAAAUACUUGCUAGAUUUGCAGAUAGAUUUUUACACUAACUGUCAUAUUAAAAUGACAAAGUGUAAAGUAUUAUUUUUUAAAAUCUGUGAUUUGUGAGAAUGGGUCCAUCUGUUCAAUACUAUAUAACGUCCUUAGAAAGCCAACAAAAAAAGAGAGGAGUUCACUGGAAACUAUUAUAGGGCUCAUUCCCUUAAGGUUUUCAGAACGCAAAAGGUACAAAUAUCAUGACAAAAGUGCAUGAUAUUGUGUAUAGUUGCUGCUGGGAGAUACAGAGGAGGUUAUGGAAUGUACUGAUUUUAUCCAUUAUAGAGGUACCGGAAUGCAAAAUGUAGAUGAUGAAGAAAGAUACAUUAGAAAAAAAAUGAGAAUAUGGCCAACUUAAUGGACCAUAACUUAGUAGUAAUCUAAGACUACGUUAACAUGGGAUGGAAGCAUAGGGGUGAGCACCUGAAAGUACUAUAAUUAUUUUUAUAUAUAUAUUUUUUUUUAUAUAAGGUGAAUAUUUAUUAAAGGAACACUCCAAACACUAUAUCCAAUACAGGACUCUGCAGGGCUAUGGUGUUAGGACUACUCUGGCAAACUCCUAGUGUAACUUGUCAUACUGUUUUAGAAUAGUUUAACAGCUUAACAGGGUCUCAUCUGAUGCUCGAACCUGCAGCCCCUAUUUUAAUGUCCUUAGAGGAACAUUUACUGAACUGAGAGCGUCAGCUGAGUGUUCUCAGUCAAUGAUCAUGCCACUGCAUAGGCCAUGAUGUAGCUCUAUGAAGACAUCCGACAUCUUUUGAAGGAGAAGACUGGAUGCAGAAUGGGCGCCCGUGGGACCUAUGUACUACAGUGGGUUAUAAAGGUUAUGGUGCUUGGAGUAUUUCUCUAAAUACUUAACACUGUUUUUAAAUCUGUGAUGUAUGAACUCGUGUUGUAACUUGUAUCUAGAGGUUCUAAUGUGUGUAUAUAGUUUGUAUCAAGGGACCGUGUUUAAAUAGGGGCUAUAGCUUGUUUCUGGAGGUUGUAAUGUAUGUAUAGGGGCUGUAGUGUGAAUCUAUGGGCUGUAAUGUGUGUAUAGGGAUUGUGAAAUGUAUGUGUAUAGGGACUGUCGUAUGUGUGUUUGUGUAUGUGUAUAGAGGCUCUAGAUUGUACAUAGGGGCUGCAGUGUUUUCCAGAGGCUGGAGAGGGGAUUUAGGGUGUGGGGGUGUCUAAAGGCUUCAGGGUCUCAGGGAUGCAGAGCAGCAAUUUAAUAACCAUUAUUAAACAACAAAAAAAAAGUUUUACUCUCACCAGCUCUUUGCAGAGGUGUACCAAGGUCGUGUGGUGCUUGGGUGGGCAAGUCCUGUAUUUGCAUAUCUCCCUUCUCCCCAAACCAGUUCCAAGCCCUUGAAGAUUGCAGGUUCCCGACUGAGGGUUUUUAAAAUAAUAAUAAUAAAUAUGUCUGUAGCCUUAUUCAAUUUUUAUACCAUAAUAUCUGCUAAGGUGAAUUAUUUUUGCAAAUUCACCAAAAUGUACUUUUUACAAGGUUAUUAUCUAAUAGGAGAAUUGUCAGGCCAAAAUAGUAAAAACUGUAAAUACUCUUAAAGUUGCCUAUGCUCCCCAUUUGUCUAAUUUGGUCUUAGAUUAGAAUUUUGCUUUAAAUAAUUUUGGCAUCACCAAUGACAUGCAUGCCUCUUCCAAGGUGGGCAUCUCCAUUUAGUCCAUGCACAGAGUCCUAGUGAAGAGCUCAAAAUGUCACACCUGCUUGCCUGGUUUCUUGUCUAUGUCUGAGAGUAUGCUAUUUGAGGUGUUGCAUAUGUGGGGAUAGGCUGUCUGUGGUGUUGUGUUUGUAGGCUGCUUGUAGUAUUGUAUGUUUGUGUGGACGCUGUUUGUGAUAUUUUAUAUCUAUGGGAAUGAUAUUUUGAGUGUUUGUUGAUGGGGCUGUUUGUGGUCUUGUGUGUGGAGAGAAAUGUUUGUGGUGUAAUGUGUGUGCAUUUAUAUGGGGCAGCAUAGGGGCUGUAGUCUGUGUGUGGAUAGAGGUUGUAUUGUGUGUUUGAGACAGCAUAGGGGGCUACAAUGUUAGUGUGUAUUUGUGGGGGAUAGGGGCUGUAGCGUGGGAGAAUGGAGCUGUAGUGUAAGGGAAAUAGAUGUAGUGUAGAGGGGCAUAGGGGGAUAGGGGCUGUAAGACAGAGGUGGGUGGAGGAUAAGGGCUGUAGUGUAGGGGUAUGAAAGUUGUAGUUUAGGGGCUAUUUUACAGAAGCGCCUCUAGUGGCUGUCAUAUUGAAAGCCACUAAAGGCAGGUUAUCCCUGCAAUGUAAACAUUGCCGUUUUGAAGUGCUGGGUUAAAACGAGGGCACAUGGUACACAGACCAUUUAAUUGAGAUGAAGUGUUCUGGUGGCCUGUAGCUUUCCUUUAAAAUGGUAUACAUGCAAACACCUCUCGAUGUGAGGGAAAGGGUAUAUGAUAAUUAAAAGAUAAUGCAUGCAAAGCCUUUCUGACAUAUCCUGAUAAGGAAUAAUUAUUUUAUAAUGGAACACAAAUGUGGUCUGACAUACUGUGCUCUGCGGAGUUUGGUAGAUGCAUGGCAUGCUUAUAUAUAUAGUAGGCUUGUCUGCAGUGUUCGGCAACUAUAAAAUUAAUUUAAAAUUUUGCUUUACAGCUUUUGAAAGUUUUUUUUUUAAACAUCUGUUUUAACUAGAAAUCUAAUGUUAUGCUGAACACAGAUUAGAAUGAAUUUUUGAGAUCUACGGUCUACUGAAAACUGAGACUAGUGUACUCAUGACACCUCAAUGCUCAUCUUAGAGAGUCUCGACAGUUAAUGUUAUCACUCUGUGAAUGAGCAGUAGUCGGGAUAGUGAGGCUGAUCAUGGCAUCAUGACCCAUGACAGCUUAAAAUGGCAGCUCUCGCAAAUAGAAAAUUCAAUGUUGAUGAUUAAAAAAAAAAAACAUGAAGAAAUCAUGGUAAGCGUCUUAAACAAUUAAAACAGUGGUGAAUUAUUUUUCAAGAUAAUGUUUGUUUUUCAUAAUGUUUUCAGUGGUUGUACUUUAAUUGUUUUGACAUGUUUGUAUGUGUACAUUUUUAUUUAUUCUUUUGAAUAAAGGUGCAGUGAUAUAUUUUGCUCCAUUUAAGUACUAAAUUAUUUUCUCAAUCUUUGUGCCAAUGUCAUUGAAGAUAAUCAGUAUAUAACCCAUUACAAUGGUAUUAAUUGUAUAGAAUAUAUUCCUUUUACUAAAUGUAGUCAGG